Messenger RNA from Anolis carolinensis (green anole), 5670 nucleotides. RefSeq names its product mohawk homeobox (gene mkx). Bases 263 to 1114 code for a protein of 283 amino acids. Gene Ontology annotation, cellular component: nucleus. Gene Ontology annotation, molecular function: DNA-binding transcription factor activity, RNA polymerase II-specific; RNA polymerase II cis-regulatory region sequence-specific DNA binding. The record is from RefSeq and is a predicted model, not a curated record. NCBI's taxonomy places the organism in Eukaryota, Metazoa, Chordata, Lepidosauria, Squamata, Anolidae. Gene Ontology annotation, biological process: cell development; muscle organ development; regulation of transcription by RNA polymerase II. The transcript is spliced from 6 exons.
AGAGAGAUUGAGAGGGAGAGGGAGUGUGAGUGUGCGGGGGCUGCCGGGCUGCCUCUCUCUCAGUCUCUCUGCGGCGGGAGCGGGGAUGGGAGUGGGAGACGCCGCCCGGACACCGACGCAGCCCCGAACCACCCCCGCCCCUCGCCUCGGGCGCCAGAGCUACAUCUGCCGCCUCCACAGCGCCCCUUGUGGCCACUUCUGAGCAGAUCCCGAGAGCACAGGGUGCAACUCAACCCAAGGAAGGAGCCCUUCUUCCAGCACCAUGAACCCCACCAUCGUCUUCAACAAGCUCAGCAGCCAAGUGCUCUUCGAGGACAGCGGUGCCCCAGAGCGGGAGCGGCCCUUUGGGGGUGUCCUGGAGGUCUCCCCACGUCACCCCGAAGUCCUCAUCCCAGACAGACCCUCCAUCAAGGACAACCUCAGCCUCAGGCACCGCAGGACAGGUACACGGCAGAACAGUGGGAAGGUGAGACACAAACGCCAGGCGCUUCAGGACAUGGCGCGGCCACUGAAACAGUGGCUCUACAAGCACCGAGACAAUCCAUACCCCACCAAGACGGAGAAGAUUUUGCUGGCUCUUGGCUCACAGAUGACUCUAGUUCAGGUAUCUAACUGGUUUGCCAAUGCAAGGCGUCGCCUCAAAAACACUGUCCGGCAACCAGACCUCAGCUGGGCUUUACGAAUAAAGCUGUACAACAAGUAUGUUCAAGGAAAUGCCGAAAGACUUAGUGUAAGCAGCGAUGAUUCAUGUUCAGAAGAUGGUGAAAACCCUUCAAGAAGCCAUAUGAACGAAGGGGGUUACAACACACCCGUUCAUCACACUGUGAUCAAAACAGAAAGCUCCGUAAUAAAGUCUGGAGUAAGACCAGAGGGAAAUGCCAAUGAGGAUUAUGUAUCACCCCCGAAAUAUAAAAGCAGCUUGUUGAACCGCUAUCUGAAUGACUCAUUGAGGCAUGUCAUGGCCACAAAUGCAGCCAUGAUGGAAAAAACAAGGCAACGGAACCAUUCGGGAUCAUUUAGCUCCAAUGAAUUUGAAGAGGAACUGGUGUCUCCAUCAUCUUCGGAGACUGAAGGCAAUUUUGUCUACCGGACAGAUCAAGCUGGGAGACAGUGACUGCCAAGGUCAUCGAGUCGGGUUCGUAACUCCAUCAUGCCUAAACCCAGAAGGAGAUGAAAGGUCUUCCCUCCUUUGCUCCCAACAGCUACUGUCCUGGCUGUGGAGGGAUAGAAGAGGCAGGCAUUUUCCCAUUAUGUUCAGACCCAAAGCGGAUGAAAGGCCCUCCCUCCCAACUGCCACUGCCCUGGCUGCAGAGGGAGAGAAAAAGAGGCAGCGCCUUCUGGACUUAAUGCAAUCCCCUUUUCCUUUUGAGUCACCUCUUUAUUAGGUUGUAGACUGAACUCUCCGUUAACUGGAACUCAAGCAACUGGCAAAAAAAUCGAAGAAAUAAUACUUUAAAUUAAAAUAAAAAUGAAAUCAAUUUUUAGGGAGAAUGUUACAUUAAGUUUGUCUUUAUUUGUCUUUAUUUGUCUUUAAUUGUUGUAUUUCAGUGUUAAUAUCAAGUCAAUAUAGUUUAUGGUAUGGUGUAGUAUAGGAUAUAGUAUUAGGCCUGUUAAUAGUAAUGUUCAAGCAACCAGAAACUACAUUUGUCUGACCCCUACCAAUCCUCAUGAGCGCUUGUUAAAUGAGAGUCUGCUAUUAUUCAGGGAAAUAUUUUGUUGUCUUUUACCAUGUACAGAGAUGGCCCCAUAUAAAAUAAAUAAAAUUAUGAUAAUGAUCCAAUGAGACUUGAACCUGGGUCUCCUGUUUCCAUUCUGCUGUUCUAACCAUUGCACCAAAAUGAGCAAAAACAGUGCAUAAUCUUUUUUGGGAAGAGUGAAAGAGCUCCUGGGUUCUUUAGUAAAGCAGUUCAACUGUUGGAACUGGGAAUGGGCACUCACAUUGGGUCUUCAGCAAGCAGAUGGAAAUACUGUUUGAGUUCCAAGACUAUCACUUGUGUCUUUCGUUCUUACAAAAUGCAAAGUUGCAUUACAUUAGGUGUGUUUGAAGUUGACAGCACUUCAGCACUGAAAUCUUUUUCUAUCUCCGAACCUCCAGUUUAUUCUACGGUUGUUUUAUCCAUUUCAUUUUAGAUGACAUUGGCUGUUGGUCAGAAUGAUAGCUGAGACUGUUUUCCUCUGAAAAGUGUAUUUUUCAAAGGUUUUCGAGAAUGCUACUACAGUUAAUUUUAUUUUUGAAGACAGCUUGCUUAGUUGUCUUAAUAUAUCUACUAUGUCAAUUUUAGAUUACUUGUACCUUCUUCUGAAAUUAGAGGUUUUAAGCAGUGCCAGCAUCAAUCAACCAAUACAUCCUUAUCUGAAUGAGCAAAUCUUGUUUCCCCUUAUGGAUUUGUGGCUUGUGCUUGACUUCCCAUAAUUUAAAAAAUGGAUUUAUGUGUUCUACUGAAAGCAGCUAUUGGUCUAUAAUUUUAACAGCAGGGGGACUUAGAGAGGGAAGCAUUUGGCUGAAAGCAGAAUUCCUCCGGCUUCAAAGGAACAGUUAUGGUGGAAUCAAUAUUCCGGGAAGCCGAUAAAAGAAUGCUCGUUGGUUUUAAAAGUUACUUUCUGCUUCAUGUUCUCUUAAGCAGCACCGCAAAGCCAUAAAGCCAAGAUUGCAAUUCUGUCUGCAGCUCCAGAAAAAGAAUUCUCUUAUACAGUAAUCAUUAAAAACAGAGCCAAACAAGUCUGUGUGUGGGGUGGGUAGGUGGGUGGGUAGGUGAGCGUGGAGAUAGAAAUAGCCACAGGUUAAAGAAGAAAUCCUUUUAGGGGUUGGGCAUCUACACUUUAUUGUGUGUUACAGCUAGUCUAGAUAAGUUUCUGAACCCAAUUAUGGGCAGAAUUGAUAAGCUUGUUAUCAGGAGAGCGUUCUGAUAUAUAAAGACCGAAGCAGGGUCACCAAACUCCCAAAGGAUUCCAACUCAAGGUGGUAAUAAUCACUACCUCUUUUACCCAGAAGCAAAGUUGACACAAACUGAGUAUUUUAAUGCAGUUCACAGCUUCAGAGCUAAGCUGUUUAUGGAUAAACUAAUGGAUAAUGUACUUACCUAAUGACAGCUGUGAGCAAUCCUGUGGCAACAAAUCCCAACCCUCUUAAAAAGUAGGAUUCUUCAAAGAUGAACAAAGAUCAAAACCAGGUAUAUGUGUCAGCUAAAUAACAUCCUAAUACAUUUCUCCAUCCUACAGAAAUACUUAACAGAAGCUAAAAACAUAUUCUCAAUUUAUAUUACAGGUGUAGCUAUGUAAGCCAAAUAGGUGAAGAAGCUCUUAAAAAAAAUACUCAGAACAGUAUGUUGAUCUUAUAUGGCCUAAAUUUGAUCUUGUGUCAAUUGUGUUUGGGGAGAGGAUUUUUUAUCAGUCAGUAAAUGUCAGAUCUAUGAAACAGGGAUGCACUCCAUUUUUUUUUUUGCUCCACCAGUUCCAUUAAAUGCACACACCCCAAUUAUCACCUUUACGCAUUGGUAAUAGAGAGAUUUCAUUUCACCCACUUACCCUCCAAUCCCCCCCCCUUAUUUUUAAAAAUAUUAAAACAUAUUUACAUUUAAAAGGGAUCUUGCUUACUUGGAAAAAUGUUCCAGUAUAACAAAAGCAGAAAAAGAAAAUGUAGAAAGGAGGAAGGGUCACCACAUCAGCCAUAUGUUUCUGUGAAACCUUACCAAAUGCAUUUUGAAUUUUGUCUAUACAUCAUUUUUUCGAAAACUGGAAAUUGUAUUUAGAUCUUCUAUCCAUAGGUUAUCUAUCCAAUAGGAGGGAUGGAGAGUGAGAGACACAAGCACUUAGCUAAAACACAUCAGGUGCUUUAUAUACUUAUAAGAGAGUCAUUAAGAUAUGAUCUUUCUCUAAUUUUGUCUGCGUAUUUCUGCCUUCAACUCACUUACUGACUUUAAAUUUCAAAUAAGAAACACUACAGAUGUUUUCUUACUUCUUAAAAGGUUGUACUUUCUUUAUUGACAAGUUAUACUGAAAGUGACAUGAGAUGUUGGAUAACAGAGAGCAGCAUUUUUAUUGCUCAUCGUCAUUAGAAAAACCAAUGCUUUCAGCAUCAAAAUAAGUGAUUUCUACUUGGAAAAGUAACUUUUAGGUGGACUGAUGGUCAUGCUGGCUGGGGAUAUAUUGGGCGCAGUAAUUUUUAAGAUAUAAUUUUCCUGAUAUUUUGUCUUUUCCGUUCAUUCCCUCUGUUCCCUUAUCUUUCCCUGUAGUUUUGCCAGCAGACAUGCCAAAAGACUGCUUUGGCCUUUCCCCCCCUUUUGAUCUGGCUCUAGCCCACUUGUGAUCUGAUAUUAGAAUACUUUUCUUUGGGUUUUCCUUCUCCCCCCGGGGAACAAUACUUCAAGGACAACCUGCUUGUCUAGUAUCUGAACAUGUGGAAAACCCACUGCUUGUGCAGUAAUGGUUUUCAGAUGGUUGGUUAUAGCUGCGAAUCGUCCUGCGAAGCGGCCGCGUCUUCCCUUGUAGCACCGUGCCACUUUGCCAAAAUGCGGCUCUGGAGAAAGCCCCAUAUUUUCAUUCGCACAGUGGUGAAAUGUGCUCCGUUGCACAUACCUUACGUAGAAUCAUUUGAUUCCAGCAAGGGAGUAAAUUUUCCGGUGGGGGCUUGUGCUUAGCGGACUGUAAUGUGUAUGGUGGCCCCACCUUUUCAUUCCAGCCUCGCUGCUAAAAUUCUGGAAAAAGUCCGAUGUUGCCAAAUAUCCACAACGGCCAUGGCAAAAGCGACCGAAGGAUUGUUCCACAAAUGAAUGAUUUUUCACUGCUUUAAAGCAGUGAGAAUUGGGAGGACGAAGGGAGGGGGAUGUGUCUGCCUGGCUAAUUUUUUGAGUUUCAAAUAGUUUCUCUGCUCUUCUACUCUGCGAGAAAAGCUUAUUCUUUUCAACGAGGCUUUCCUAUUUAAUCGUUAAUUAAACCCAAAGUUUUCUUUUAAUUUUAAACAGUUUGCCUUGGACUGGAAUAACACUGAACAACAGUGUAGAAAAUCAGAUCCAAGCUGCUGUAGAUACAUUUUCUUUAAACCACUUGGGUGCUGCUCUCUGCCAAACAGACUACAAACUCUUACUGUGGGCAAAAGGGACCAAAUGCCCAAAUGCCAGUCAACUAAACAAGCAAGGCUGUUUUUCUGGAGUUGUUUCUCCCUUCAGGACCUGAUCAUGAAUGACUUAAACCCUGUGUAUGAUCAGAUGUCAUGCCCUUAAAAUAAUUAUGCCAAGGUUCCCUCUUCGGUGCUGCUUUAGUGUUUGCUUUUGUGAGCCACUGAAUAGCAAUUAACAUGUGAAAGAUAAGUGUUGCAAAGAUGGUGGAGUCGGGAGAAAAUAAUUGGGCGAGAUAAAAAUGAUGGUGAAAAAGAAAACAGAGAGAUUUGAGAGGGGAAAGGGAGGGAUAGUUUGCAGUAGAGAAAUUUAAUUUGCUACAGCUUUUGUUGGUCGAAGUUGGGACAGGGAAUUAACUCUCAGGAAGAAAAUGCAAUCGUAAUUGUUUGCUCUCCUAAGAGUCCUGCAUUGAAUUCAUUGUGUGCAUUUGGCAGUAUUUUGCUUCCUUUUUGUCUGUCUUUAUAAUAAGAAAUAGCAGCCCUCAAAGAUACCUGGAUAAGUAGAUAGAUAUCUCUUUUUCUAAACCUUUUGAUGCAAGUUUCAUGCUUCCCGGUUU